This is a messenger RNA of Didymodactylos carnosus, 1125 nucleotides long. The record is from the annotation of a GenBank genome assembly. NCBI's taxonomy places the organism in Eukaryota, Metazoa, Rotifera, Eurotatoria, Philodinida, Philodinidae.
AUGUUUAGUAGUCAUUUUAUUCUUAUUAGUUUGAAAACUGUAACAGGAAAUGUAAGAACAGACUUGACUGAUUACGGUCUGAGAUUUAUGCCACAUGAUCCUAUUGAAUUGUUAAAUGUGAUUACAUCAACAAAAUCACUAAUUUAUUGUACUACACUUUGUGUUAAUAAUCAGCAAUGUAAUGUAUUUGAUUACGAUGAAACUACGAAAGAAUGUCGCCUUUUCCAAGGUCUUGAUAAAACUCUUAACUUAUUUUCCAGCACAUCAAAAUGUGGUUAUCUAACACAAACUUCAACUGACUAUCAAGGCUACAACCAAUCAUGUACAAAAUGUCAACAAAGUCGUUUUCUACAAUGUAAUAAUAGUACGAACACAUGUCAAUGUACAAAUAAUAAGUAUUGGUCAGCAAAUCAAAGUUUAUGUCUUGAUCAAGGUUAUAAUGGAUCUUUUUGUACAACGUCCAUACAAUGUAGAGAUGAUUUAAAUUUAACGUGUUCAACGGCGUACAAUAUGUGUCUAAUGACAAUAGUAGAGCAAGAACAAACUACCUUUCCUCCUCAUUUUGCUAGCACAUUUACACACACAAUAACAAUGAUUGCUGCUGCAACAAUGUCUGGAACAAAAACAACCAUGGCUGUAACUACAUCUUCAGUAAUAAAAACGAUCGCUCCAGUCACAUCGACCGUGAGAACUACGAUGCCAGCUAUCACUACGGCUAUUUCUACCUUUAUCAAUGCUUCAUCUAAUGUUACCGCUUACUCAAUGAGUGGUUGUACUGAAAUUAUUUACUUUACAAAUUUUCUUGAACUAUCUUCAUUCAAUUUGAUUGUAAUGAUACAAAAUUUGGCGAGUUUAGUUACAACAUACAAUAUCACAACUACCUUAGAUGGAGGCACAGCUCAACAGCAGUGUAGCGGAAAUACAGUGCCGUAUAUUACGUGUAAUGUCACACUUCUCAAUGGAUAUACAAUUUUACCGGCCAUACCUCAUGCUGGCGGACGUUAUACAGUAUCAAUUAACAUGGGAUUCCUACUUAAUGUACCUCAUGUUACAUUUACUGAUUUUUACACAAUUACAGCUCAAGCAACUAAUUCAUUAGUGCAAUCACUUACUCAAUUCUUCUGA